This is a messenger RNA of Dreissena polymorpha, 3544 nucleotides long. RefSeq lists its product as uncharacterized. The record is from RefSeq and is a predicted model, not a curated record. The transcript is spliced from 2 exons. The coding region runs from base 112 to 1221 and encodes 369 amino acids. Lineage: Eukaryota; Metazoa; Mollusca; Bivalvia; Myida; Dreissenidae.
UCUUUGUCGGUGUGAAAUGAAUUCGUUUGCCUAAUCCAUUGUGUUUUUUAUACAUGAACACACAACUACGGAAGCCUGAUUGCUGAUAUCGUUUCAACGUAGAGGACGCGUAUGUUCGCAGUGACAGAAAAUAUACAAUUAAGAAACCGGCUAAAUAAGACGGAGACAAAAAUGCAAUAUUGGCAAGCAGUGUUAAUGCUACUGUUCGUAACAUGUUAUUGUUCCACCAUUGGGUUGGAACUUGACAGUAACGUAACAAACACUUGCAAGGUAACUUUAAACAAGACCAGCGCGUUGUUUCUAGCAAAGUCAUUCGCCGCAUUCCAGCCUAACUUUGCACGGCUACAACUAUUUUUCAACAACAAAAAUGUCAACUACACAUCGGAUGUCAUAUUGCCGUUUUACUGGGUUUGGACGUUCAAUAGCUUAGAAGGAUUAUUCACAUACUUACAAUGGCCUCUGGAUUACCCAGUCCUCUCACUUGGAUUGUUGGACGCGAAGACUUUGCCGGCGAAUCAUUUUCUGGUUCUGGAGGUUGAAGACGACAAUGACUGUAGUUUAACAAUAGGUGAACCAGAAUCAACAAAGAGCAUUGCUGAAGCUCUCAAACACUUCACGCACACAUACAUUGAGCCAAAUAGAAACGAUAAAUUUGUGGACUAUUCAUAUUGGUGCUAUAGGGCGGAUAUACCGGGUAUUGCUCACACCAGAGCUUACCAACUGCGAGUUUAUACGGGAUAUCCAAUUCAGAUUACAAAAUAUGUCUGCUGCCACACUGAGCACAACUUGAUUAAUGCGAGCGACAAUUUCGUUAAGUGCGAUGGGAAAGAAUACGUUCAGAAUCUAGAAAGUUCGGUUUUUCCAUAUAUGCUAGGUGUGCUUGCAUUCAUUUACUUUCCAAUGGCUUUUAUGAAGGCAAGUGGUGCCUUGAUAGCAAUAUCGACGCCAAUGGGUCAUCAAGACGGACAUUUAGAUGGUGAUGAACUCGAUCUUAUUGGAUCACCAGCGCAGGAGGAGUACGUCUAUCUCGACGGUUCGGUGCCAAUUUCAUUCACAAGUUUAGUUGGCGGAAUGUUCGGUUUGUGGAAAACUCACCCCGUUUUAGUAUCGAGAUUCAGGCGGAUUGUAUUUGUUUGUUUACUUCCUUGCUUGAUAUACAUUCGCCUCUUCUUGUAUCAUAAAUAUCUCGACAAAGAGGUAACGGCUCUUUUUGAAGCAUAACUGUCCUAUUGGGUAUAUAUCUAUGUUAGGGGGAUUUCAGAAAAGUAGAGAGGUGUUUCUUCCGGCCCUUGGAGGUCCAUUCAUACUUCUGUUGUCAUAUUAUAUUUCGAGCCUUUUCUUUAUUAUUUUGCCAUCAGAUUGCAAUCAGAUAAUAGAAAAAGGUGUACCCCAAGAAAACCAUACUUGGGACAAGUCGCUUCUAUGUUUUAAUGUUGUAACUAUUGACAAAUAUUCCCAUACCCUCAUCAGUAACAAAGUUGGGUACAUGAAAGCUUAUGCUUUUAGCUCUGGGUCAAUAUCGAUGCUUACUAAUCCAUCAUAUUGGAGUUAUGUUGUAAAGCUUCAGAUGAACAGACUGAAAGCUAUAUAUAAUCUUUUCUGCAAGAAGAGGAUCGGAUUUUUGCUCUUUAUCGUUGUGCCAUGUUUCAUUGUGUUUGCAAUUGUAGAAAUAACACUUUCCGUUGUGUUUUACGGUUUUCCGGUAAUCAACUGGAUGUACAUCGUUAUGCGAGGUUACACAAAAACACUUGUUGAGAUGUUCCGUACACAAAAAGUGCUUUCCAAAGUUGGACAUUUUACAUUAUUGAAAUUAAUAUUUAGUUUUUUAAUUGGGAUUGUUUUUGCAUAUUUUGUUUUCAGCGUAUGCUCAAUUUUUAUCGAUUCCUUCGUGUUCCUGUCAGAAGUUUUAAUUUUCAGUUUCCUCGCUGUAUUGGUUUACCCGUCUUUUUCGUUCGGAUAUUUAUUCUUCGGUAUAGUGUUGAUCUACUAUGUUUUUAAAAUGAUCGCCGGAUUUGGGAAAGACUAUGCUGAGUUUUUGGCUGAUAUAGUAGAUGCAUGCAAAGAACUGGACAAUGACCCGUUUGGGGUUCAAAUGGUUGGCGAUACAAUAAUGGUUUCCGAUAACCGGUUCAACAAUGUCAAGAAACUACAAUGCAACGACAUGACUAUAGAACUGACCACGCAACAACGAAAUGCCAUACGUUGUUCCACCAAACGCAAGGCAACUUGGUUGCAUUAUAAGAAUCACGCCGUUGGAGUUUCUAAGGCUUUGUUUAUGAAGCUUGUCGAUGUCCAUCGUCCAAUUCAUAUCAAAAUUGCGCAAGGAAUCUUAAAACUUGGACUUAUAGUUAUUUUAAUUUUAUUCACUGCUAGUGUCCUCAGGCAGAAGCCGCACACAGUUAUCAAAGGUGUAUCUGAAGUGAUGCAUGUUGUGUUCGUAUUGGUCAUCGGUGCUUUGCCAAAGAUACUGGAAAUAGCGAUUGAACACGCGGAUCACUCAGUCCAGAAAGAGAUUCUUCUGAGGAAACUUAAGGUCGAUAUUAUCAGAUACAUUGACUCAGAUGCAGAAUUGGUUAACGUUGAACAUUGAAAUGUUGAUAUGAUAUGUAUAUUACCAAAAUUUUGUAAUGUGACUUAUAACUCAAAUAUGUUUACUACUUUAUGUUUGUGAUUUAACGCUUCAUACGAAAGCUCGUGCACACAUUUAUAACAAUAUUUAGCAAUGUGUAUUAAACGCUUUUGAAAUCAAAUGCUAAUUUUGCGCUUUAAAUAUAUAUAUAUUGUAAUGUUCAAGAAUGUUUUGAUUUGUUCCCUUUAAACAUGGAGCUAAUUACUCACAUACAAAUGUAUUGCAGAAGCGCGACAGCGAUUUAAUAGUAAAAGUAGUGAAUAUUAUCUCAGACAAAUUAUGCCAUAUUUUCAUGCGUUUUGUGCACUAUUGCUACCGGUUUACUUUUGUGUACAGUUAAAAUAUAAUAAAUAACGCAGAUUCCGAUUUCAUUAUUUCGUAAUUACCUUGUCGACGACAGUAAUCCAACGGUACAUAGGAGUUCUUGAAGAUGCUUAAUGGCAAUAAAAAAUAAUAAAAGAUUCAUUAUAAUUGUAUUGGACCCUUUACAACUACUGAAAUAAGGCACAUAGCGUGUGAUAUAAGAUUAUAUACGAAAAUAUGUAUAACGAAGCAUGAAAAGCCGAGGUAUUAUAGUUUAUGCGGUAAUAAGGUUAUGCUGUCAGUUAUAGGGAUACAGGUACGGUUGAGUGUGGUAUCUUUUAAAAUUAAUCGGAAGCGUGCUCCGUUUGUGAAGUGUGCUUCAUCCAUAUCCUUAUGUUUAUCUAAAAAAUAAUUUGACAUGAACGUGUUGUAAUUCCCAUUUUUUCCAUAUUCAUUUUGUCAGUUUUUUUACUAUCUGAAGAUUUAUGUACCGUUGCAUUUUGUUUAUUUUGUUCGUUCCAUAGCCCCGCUCUAACUUGAGCAUGUAUAUAUCCUAAUCAGAUCAUGUUUGAAAGGAACAGCAAUUUCUUACAAUUAAAACAAUUUUGUUAA